GAGUUCGGGGCGCUGGAGGAGCCGCUGCUGCGCAAGGCGUCGCGCGGGAUCCUGAAGGGCCUGGACUACCUCCACACGCACAAUCCGCCCGUGGUGCACCGCGACCUCAAGGGGGCGAACGUGCUGGUGGACCUGAGCUUCUGCUGCAAGCUGGCGGACUUCGGCUGCUCGAAGAGGAGCACGCAGACGCAGUCCUUCACCAGCUGCGGCUCCGCACAGUGGUGCGCGCCCGAGGUGUUCAAGGACGAGCUGGGCUUCGGACGCAAGGCCGACAUCUGGAGCUUCGGCUGCGUCGUGCUGGAGAUGGCCACCGCGGCGGACCCGUGGGGCAAGGGCGUGUUCGACAACAUGAUGCAGGUCGUCCACGUGAUCUGCAUGUCGCAGCGCACGCCGCCCAUUCCGGAGGCCGUGCCGCCGGUGGGCAAGGAGCUCGCGGGCCGGUGCCUGAAGCGCAGCCCCGAG
Molecule: messenger RNA, 462 nt
Organism: Prorocentrum cordatum
Lineage: Eukaryota; Dinophyceae; Prorocentrales; Prorocentraceae
Source: the annotation of a GenBank genome assembly